GCCCCAUCUCUCCCUUUUCUCCUUCUCUCCCUCUGGGUUUGGAUUUAAAGUCAGAUCUCUGCGUAUCUCUCCUCUGAUCUCCUUCCCCUUAAACCUCAGAGACAAAUACAGUCCAUCCCUCCAAACCCCAUCAUCAUCAUCAUCAUCAUUCCCACCGUUAUCCCGAGUGUUGAACACCUUCUGUGUACGAGACUCCUCUUUAUUUUGGUUGAUUUAUUGGUGAAGAUUGAGCAUUCGCUGGAAAGAAAGAAGAGAUUAAUGUCACCUUUUCCUUUGGUCACACCCUUGUGAGCUCCAAUCCCUGAGCCAAAUUAGGAGAGAAAAAUCGAGAGUCGCUUUCACUUUCCACGGGUUUCUAACAUGAGAUUUCUGCUCCGUGGGGGUAAUGGACUGAGAUCCAGAUAACCACAAGCCUCGGAACUGAACUAACUAAUUUAAAGUAUCAGGUUUAAAGGGAAGAGACUAUUGGGUGCGAUAGAGAAGCAACAAUGGUAGGCAGGUUACCCAGCUGUAACUCCCUGGCUCGCUUCUGCCAGAAGCUGAACCGAGUGAAGACGCUGGAGGCAGACAUGAUGGAAACCUCCUUUAACAGGUGCCUGUCCGCUGUGGACCUGACCCUGCUGGGAGUGGGCGGGAUGGUGGGCUCUGGGCUGUACGUGCUGACGGGCACGGUGGCCAAGGAGAUCGCCGGUCCAGCCGUCAUCGUGUCCUUCGCCUUCGCCGGCUUCGCCUCGUUACUGGCCGCCUUCUGCUACGCGGAGUUCGGGGCCAGUGUGCCAAAGACGGGCUCGGCCUACAUGUUCACCUACGUCUCCGUGGGCGAGCUGUGGGCCUUCCUGAUCGGGUGGAACGUGAUCCUGGAGUACACGAUUGGCGGGGCGGCGGUGGCCAGAGCGUGGAGCGCCUACCUGGACUCCAUCUUCAGCUACCGCAUCCACAACUUCACUGUCACCCACAUCGGCUCCUGGGACGUGCCCCUCCUGGCCCACAACCCUGACCUCGUGGCCGUGGGGAUAUUGCUGAUAGCCACCGCCUUCAUCAGCUGUGGGGCCAAGGUCUCCUCGUGGCUCAAUCACAUCUUCUCAGCCAUCAGCAUAGGCGUGAUCCUCUUCAUCCUGAUAUUUGGCUUUAUCCUCGCCGACCCAAAGAACUACAGUGCCAAAGAGGGUGGCUUUGCCCCCUACGGCUUUUCGGGCAUCAUGUCCGGCACCGCCACCUGCUUCUUCGCCUUUGUGGGUUUUGAUGUGAUCGCGGCAUCCAGUGAGGAAGCCAGGAACCCACAGAAAGCCGUGCCUGUAGCCACCGCUGUGUCCCUGGGCCUCGCUACCCUGGCUUACAUCUUGGUCUCCACAGUCCUCACCCUGAUGGUGCCCUGGCACUCCCUGAACCCGGACUCUGCCCUCGCAGACGCCUUCUACAGGAGGGGCUAUUCCUGGGCGGGAUUUAUAGUGGCCAUCGGAUCCAUUUGCGGAAUGAACACCGUUAUCCUCUCCAACCUCUUCUCCCUUCCUAGGAUAACCUACGCCAUGUCCGAGGACGGUCUGUUCUUCCAGAUCUUCUCCCGGGUCAACCCCGUCACCCAGGUGCCCGUGAUUGGCAUUGUGGUGUUUGGGAUCCUGAUGUCCAUACUGGCGCUGGUGUUUGACCUGGAAGCCUUGGUCCAGUUCUUGUCCAUCGGUACCCUGUUAGCCUACACCUUCGUAGCAGCCAGCAUCAUCGUGCUCCGCUACCAGGCAGAUCGAAUGAGCUCCCCCAAGACCUUUGCACCCGGUCCCCAGAGAGUCCAGGCGCAGGACAGCGGGGAGCUGAAGGAAUACGAGUCGUUCUCGGACAAGCUGCAGUUGGUGGAGAGGGAAAAGCUGGCCAAAGAGCAGAGGGAGCCCGGGCAGCUGAAGUCCACCUUUGAACCCUACCUGCGUUUCCUCAGCGACUUUGCACCCGGAGAGAUCGUGACAGUUACGGUGGUGGCUAUGAUGGUCUGCUCCGUGUCCUUGUGCUCCAUCCUGGUGUUCGGCACCAGUCACCUCCAACUGUCUGAAUGGGCUUACGUCCUCUUUGUAGUGGUCUUCGGGGCGGGUUUCAUUCUCAGCCUGUUUCUCAUCUGGAUUCACGAACAGCAUCCCAAAUCCAAAACCUUUCAGGUUCCUCUGGUGCCCUUCAUUCCUGGGUUAAGUAUCUUGUUGAAUACGUUCCUGAUGUUGAAGCUGAAUUUAAUGACCUGGGUGCGAUUUUCCAUUUGGCUUGUGAUAGGUCUCGUCAUCUACUUCGGCUACGGCAUCUGGCACAGCAAGGAGAACCUGAAGGAGCCCAAACCGCGGGACGUGACGGCUCGCUAUGUGGUCCUCCCGAGCGGAAGCCUGGUGGAGACGGUGCAAGCGGUGCAGCCAGAGGCUCAGGACCCCAUGGGCAUGGCGGAGAUGGCUGGUGAAGAAGCGAAGACCAGAUAGUAAUGUCCCCAUCCCACCGCCCCUCCCCCCCACAGCCCUCAGACAUCCUUGAUCGAGCUCCGUUUGUCCCAAAGGUUUGGUGUGGCUCCAGGAGUGACUGGUGGGAGCCACAUUAUCGUUGCCGCUCGUGUGCUUUCGUGAAAUCGUCCGUUUGCAUUCUCUGUUGAUUUUCAAUCACCUCUGCUCCCCCCGUAGCCCCCGCCCGCCAAGGAACAGAUCGAUUUCAAGCCCCUCUCAGCCGUCUUCAAAUCCCUUCA
Molecule: messenger RNA, 2704 nt
Organism: Callorhinchus milii (elephant shark)
Lineage: Eukaryota; Metazoa; Chordata; Chondrichthyes; Chimaeriformes; Callorhinchidae
Gene: slc7a4
Product: solute carrier family 7 member 4
Exons: 6
Coding region: 489-2447 (652 amino acids)
Biological process (GO): transmembrane transport; amino acid transport
Cellular component (GO): plasma membrane
Molecular function (GO): amino acid transmembrane transporter activity
Source: RefSeq, a predicted model, not a curated record